CUACCACAACUACCACCCCUCCUCCUACCACCACCACCACGACCCCCAAAACUUCUACCUACCCUAUCGUCUUGUACGUCACCGUCCCCCCUACGACCACCACCCCCACGUCCUGGAGGCCUCUACUGGUGGCCAACCCUUACUACAACAACCACUACUUCCCCAGCAGUAGCAACAUGGAGCUACAGUAUCCCCUUCUGGGUGUACAAGGACAGCAGCAACAGCAGAAUCAGUCUGUCGUUAAUACGGUACACACCCACCAGAACCUCGUCAUCAGGCUGGCCAACGGCACCAACCUGACCACCGUCAACGUCUCUACCGUAGGAGUGCCUGACGGUGCCACUACGGUGCUCCUUGGCGGCGGUGUCAGCGUUGGAGGGGAAGAACCAUCCAUUAGUGAAGGGGUAGAUACUAGUGGAGGAGGACAUACUACUGAUGGAGGCGAUACUACUGGAGAAGGAGAUACUACUGGAGGAGGAGAUACUACUGGAGGAGGAGAUACUACUGGAGAAGGAGAUACUACUGAUGGAGGAGAUACUACUGAAGGAGAUACUACUGAAGGAGGAGAUACUACUGAAGGAAAUACUAAUGGAGGAGAUAAUACUGACGGAGAUACUAAUUGUGGAGAUACUACUGACGGAAAUACUACUGACGGAAAUACUACUGACGGAGACACUACUAACGGAGAUACUACUGACGGAGAUACGACUGAAGGAGGAGAUACUACUGAAGGAGGAGAUACUACUGAAGGAGAUACGACUGAAGGAGGAGAUACUACUGAAGGAGGAGAUACUACUGAAGGAAAUACUAAUGGAGGAGAUAAUACUGGAGGAGGAGAUAAUACUGACGGAGAUACUAAUUGUGGAGAUACUACUGACGGAAACACUACUAACGGAGAUAUUACUGACGGAAAUACUACUGACGGAGAUACUACUGACGGAGAUACGACUGAAGGAUGCAGAUGCGGUGACGAAAACGACUCCUCAGGCAGUGGAGAAGGCGCUGACGAUGACCUACACGAGACCUCUGACAACCUGCUGGAUCCUGAAGUGUACCGGUGUAACGAGAGAGGUAACAGCUUGAUGUCCAACUUCGUGAACCCUUCCUACCCUUACCGGGACACAACAGCUGGCAUCUGUAUGUUUAGGCUGGACAUACGACCCCGAGUCUGUCAG
Molecule: messenger RNA, 1175 nt
Organism: Homarus americanus (American lobster)
Lineage: Eukaryota; Metazoa; Arthropoda; Malacostraca; Decapoda; Nephropidae
Exons: 4
Coding region: 436-1083 (215 amino acids)
Source: RefSeq, a predicted model, not a curated record